Messenger RNA from Styela clava, 2040 nucleotides. Its product is annotated as serine protease 33-like. Gene Ontology annotation, biological process: proteolysis. The record is from RefSeq and is a predicted model, not a curated record. Gene Ontology annotation, molecular function: serine-type endopeptidase activity. NCBI's taxonomy places the organism in Eukaryota, Metazoa, Chordata, Ascidiacea, Stolidobranchia, Styelidae.
UCUAGAUAACAACGAUAUUGAAACUGCGCCAGAAACCGAAAUUUUUGUUCUGUAUCAUUUAAUAGAGCUUAUUUUUGCCAAAAUCCCCAUUCAGUUUCGCUGAAGUCAAAGAAAUUUAAACGAGAAUAACAAAUGACAACAGAUCCUACGUAACUAUAUAUUAUAACUACGUAACCAUAUUCAUUUUUAAAAUAAUUAAAUAAGAAGUAAACGUCACUCGGUAAACUAGAAGACAAUUUUAUAAAAUAGAGAUAACUCGUACUACAUAGUUACAUCAUGCGUAAUUGCAUCAUCGUUUCUAGCAUCCGUUCGAAUAUUAUUCAAGCGCCCCAGAGAUUUCGUUUUGUCCAAGAAUACUUUGAAUAAAUUAUAAUAGAUCCCAAUAUAUUUUACACUUCCGUUAUACUCAUGUGUCACUUCCUUGUGCUUUCGUCCUAUUUCUGAUUUUUCAAUUAAAAAUAAAAUCUAAAUAUAGAUUCGAUACGUCAUUGGUAUGGGGGAAACUUCUUUGUUCCGCUAUAAAAGGGUCAAACAGUGCAGCUAAAUCAAUUAUAAUUUGUGCAAUUGAGAAAUAGAAAAUAUUGAACAAAACACUACAACGACAAUGACUAUGAUGUUCUCUUCGCCUGUUGCUGUUUUAAGAAAACUAAAAACUUCUGUUGUAUAUUUGAUGCUGUAUGGAUUUUUGUUGAAUGGAAUUGUUUGCCAUCCCACUGAAGACUUUGAUUAUAAUUUAUCAGAUGAUAUGAUUGUCGCUUUAAAUGAAUAUACAGAAUGUGGAGUGAAAAAUGAAGAUUUUUUUUCUGCAAAGUUCCGCUCCACAGGACCAUCAGAUAACAAAGGUGUGGGAAGAUGGCCAUGGAUGGCGUAUGUAUAUGAAAAACGUGACGAUAAAAUGUCUACGCAAAUUUGUGGAGGGACUUUGAUUGAUUCUCAACACAUUGUUACGGCAGCGCAUUGCAUUCAAUACUACAAUGAACCAGACAAGUACGGAUUGAUCUUGGGCGACAAUACCACGAUUAUCUACUCUGAAAGUGAAAAAUUGCUCGGAGUUUCUAGUGUUUUGCGACACGACAACUACAAUGAAACAACACUUGACAAUGACAUUGCUUUAUUACAGCUAAAAAACCGUGUCAUUUUCUCCGAGAACGUCCGACCAGCUUGUUUACCGCCUCAAGGACUUCAAAUUGAUGAAACAGAUUUGGCAUUUUAUUCUGAAUCUCAAGCAGGAAAACAGUGCACUGUACUUGCUAUGAAACAAUCAGAACAAAUCUGGCCGGAAACCAACAUCAUUCAUGAAUUGCAAGUUCCUAUUUUACCGCGUUUGCUUUGCACUUCGAUUACUGGCGGGAAGAACGCCAGUGAGUACGCAAACAGAAUGAUUCAUGAAAAUUCGCGUAAAUUUUGUGCUGGAGGAAUCGCCGGCGAAGAUUCUUGUUACGGUGACGGCGGUGCGCCACUUUUAUGUCGUGAUGAUACUGGAAAAUAUAUUCUACACGGAAUAACCUCAUAUGGACCAAGUCCAUGUGGACAAGAAAAUCUACCUGGUGUAUACACUCAGGUUUCUGAGUACCGGGAAUGGAUUGAAAUGCAUAGAAAAUAAAGAUAAUCACUUCACUGUUUUUUGGAAAAUAAUAUUUAUAUCAACUGAAUCGUGAUUUGUUUUAUAUUUAUUUAAGUUAAAUUUGUAUAAAAAUUAGUAUUUAUGUUAUCGUAUUAACAAACCAGUACAUGUAUUUAUUUAUUUAUUUAUUCAACUAUUUAAUAUUUACCAAUGAUUUUAAUAUUUACCAUAUACUUUUACUUUUCUAUUGUACUGUAAUAUAUUAUUAGUUUCAAAAUGUAAUUAUUGGUAUAUCAUUUGAGAUUCAAUCAUUUCAAAUAAAAAUUCACUGUUUUAAAACGGCACAAAUGGUUUUUGACGAACGUGCCCACUGUUUCGCAAUAUUAUCAGGUGUUAUACUUAACAAUAUUGUAAUUCUCUAUACUAAUAUUUAUAUAUCAUCUACACUUGAGAUAUUUGUAUUAUAAAGAAUAAAA